This is a messenger RNA of Pomacea canaliculata, 1246 nucleotides long. RefSeq lists its product as uncharacterized. The transcript is spliced from 5 exons. Lineage: Eukaryota; Metazoa; Mollusca; Gastropoda; Architaenioglossa; Ampullariidae. The record is from RefSeq and is a predicted model, not a curated record. The coding region runs from base 143 to 1246 and encodes 367 amino acids.
CUGGAGUAUAACUCAUCGUAUCGUGAAAAGCAAGAAAGUCUGAAUGACUAUCUGACUGGCCGGAUAUCCCCCAUAAUCAACUUACCAAGUUUUCCGAGACCAAGGCUUCGAGUUUAAAGAAAAAGGCAAAAACAUCGCACCAAUGAAAAUGAUGAUUUUGAGACGAAGGAGGAGAAUCUGUCUACUGGCGUUUGCAAUCCUUUUCGUGGUUUAUCUGCGUGUCAAGAUCCAACACAAGACAACUAUAAUCAAAGCCUUUCAAAGUAUUCAGAUCUAUUCGGACUACCUUCCUUGUGACUGGAGAGUCCACAACAUACCCCGUGUCAUGCGCAGUCGCGCUGUCCUGGAGUGUACCUUUACUUCCGCCCGGAUUUAUUACGAGGAGGUGCCAUUCAAUACUAAACCUGCGGUGGCGACACUGGAGUCUCACGAUCCCUGUCUGGCUCACCUGGCGAAGUCCACGUGGUGCAAUGACCCGGGGAUGCGCGUGCCCCGCCUCGUGCACUACGUGUGGUUCACACGACACACCCUGCCCCUGUACACGUUUGUCAGCGUGCUGAGUGCUGUUCACCACAUCAGACCCUGCCUGGUGCUGUUUCACGGCGACCACCUCCCCGAGGGCCCCUACUGGCACGCGCUGCUGCAGCUGGUGCCCAACAUCGUGCACGUCCGAUCCGAGAAGCCGAGCGAGAUCUUUGGUCACGUGAUCAAUGUUGUAGAACACAGCGCGGAUGUAAAGAGACUUCAAGUUCUACUGGAAUAUGGCGGGGUUUACCUUGAUGCGGAUUCCGUGGUUCUCAAAUCCCUGGACCACACACGAAUCUAUCCCGUCGUCAUGGGAACAGAAGUUAUUGGCUGGAGCUUCUGUAAUGGCAUGAUGCUGAGCGAGAAGAACUCCACUUUCCUACAACUGUGGUUAGCCACGUACGUGGAUUUUGACGAUUCCCAGUGGGCUCAACACUCUACUCGGGUUCCAUACCUGCUGUACCUUCAGAAACCCGAUCUUGUGCACGUCAUUGACUCCUUCUUCAGACCGAACUACAUAGACAUCGGCAAGUUUUAUCGGAUCGGUGAGAUAUACCAGUGGGACGACUUGCUGGCCCUGUACCUGUACGUGAGGUUCCACCUGAAGUUCUUUGCCGAGGGUCAAAGUGCCAUUCACAAAAACUGCACGAUGGGAGAAAUCCUGCGAUAUUCCCUGUACGGUGCUAGUGAUGCUUGUCAGCUGACCACACUGAUAAAUUGA